Molecule: messenger RNA, 924 nt
Organism: Trichoderma citrinoviride
Lineage: Eukaryota; Fungi; Ascomycota; Sordariomycetes; Hypocreales; Hypocreaceae
Product: carbon-nitrogen hydrolase
Exons: 2
Coding region: 1-924 (307 amino acids)
Molecular function (GO): hydrolase activity, acting on carbon-nitrogen (but not peptide) bonds, in linear amides
Source: RefSeq, a predicted model, not a curated record
AUGGCGUCGAAUUUGAAGAUUGCGCUGAUUCAGCUGUACUCCAAGCCGCUCGACAUCGCCGGCAACUUUGCCCGCGCCGAGUCGUACAUCCGCAAAGCCGCCUCGCAGGGCGCCCAGCUCGCCGUGCUGCCCGAAUACCACCUCUCGUCGUGGAAGCCCGACGGCAAGAUCCUGCUCGAAGCGGCCAAGGAGUCCGCGCCGUACCUCUUGAAGUACCAGGCGCUGGCCAAGGAGCUCGGCGUCGCCAUCGCGCCCGGCACGAUCCUGGAACCCAUCCCCGCCGCCAAGGACGCCGCCAGCAGCAGCAACAAGACCGAGGGCAUCGCCAACGCGGCGUACUUCAUCGGCCCGGACGGGGCCCUGCUGGGCCGGUACCAGAAGAAGAACCUGUGGCACCCGGAGAGGGCGCACCUGACGGCCGACGGGCUGACGCCGCACCGGGCGUUCGACACGCCCUGGGGCCGCAUGGGGCUCAUCAUCUGCUGGGACCUGGCCUUCCCCGAGGCGUGCCGCGCGCUGGUCGCCGACGGGGCGCGCUUCGUCGUCUGCCCCACGUUCUGGCUCAACAGCGACGGGGGCGACAUCGGGGCCGAGGUCAACCCCGAGUGCGAGCGCCUGUUCCUCGAGAGCGUGGCGGUUGCGCGGGCGUUUGAGAACACGUGCGGCUUCGUCUUCUGCAACACGGGCGCGCCGCUGGGGAGCGGGACGAGCGGCAAGGACGACGAGGGCACCGAGUUCAUCGGGCUGACGCAGGUUGCCAUGCCGCUGCAGGGGGCGCUGGGGAAGCUCGGCGUGGAGGAGGCCAUGAGCGUUGUGGACGUUGAUACCAAGGUGCUGGAUAUCGCGGAGGAGGUGUACAAGGUGAGGGCGGAUAUCGCGGUGGAGGGGUGGCAUUAUGCGCAUACUCUGUGUAAGAGGGAGUAA